Molecule: messenger RNA, 640 nt
Organism: Triticum aestivum (bread wheat)
Lineage: Eukaryota; Viridiplantae; Streptophyta; Magnoliopsida; Poales; Poaceae
Exons: 4
Coding region: 1-447 (148 amino acids)
Source: RefSeq, a predicted model, not a curated record
AUGUCCUUCAUAUUCAUUAAAAUUAUCCAUCGCCGAGCGCGGUCGUUGCCACUCGCCUCACUCUGCCAUGGCCAGCAGGCACAUCUCGCCUCGCCGUUGCGUCCACAAAGACCGCCGUCGUCCGCUGCGUCUACUACGGAGACGAAACGAUCUGGAACCCCUUCCAUCGUCGAGACGGCCCUCUGCUUCCACCUCCGGCCACCGAAGGCCGCCGCCGUCGUUCUGCUGCACCGAGCCUCCCCCGAGCCCGCUCAUGCACAUCUGCAGGUCCACGACCCCGUGGCGGCUGCCGAUGCCGCUGUAAUCGACUACGUCACCGACGACCCCUCCAUCUUGUCUGAGCAACCAGAUGGUGGAGUCCAGGAGCCAGAUGCCACCUUUGACGACUACUACUACACCGAGGGCGUCUACUACCACAUGACGGAGACCGCCGAUGACCAGGAGUAGUUAGGAGGCUCCCAAGCAGGAGGCCUUGCCUUUUCGAUCAUAGAUGCUUUUGUGCUAGCCUUCUUAAGGCAAACUUGUCUAACUUAUGUCUGUACUCAGAUAUUGUUGCUUUCGCUGACUCUUGUGUUUUCGAGCUUAUGUAUUCGAGCCCUCGAGGCCCCUGGCUUGUAAUAUAAAGCUUGUAUUUUUUUAA